GCACACGUGGGAGUAGAACUGUUUAGUCUCCUUCUGUCUCUGCAGAGGAUUAGUAGCAGCAGAGAGAGUCAUGCUGUUUCUCCUUUUCUCUAUAGUUCGCUCGAGGUAAAAGAACUCUGGCUGGAUACCAUCCUCUGGCAAACAAAAGAAACCAAGGGAACCAGAAUCACUAAAGUUCCAUCAACUAAAUUCCUAAUGAAGGUGUUAAGCAGCUGCAAUGCUCCAAAACCGCUAAAUGCCAGCAAUAUGGAGACUUUGAUUGAGUGCCAGUCAGAGGGCGAUAUCAAGAAAUGCCAUUUGUUGGUGUCGUGUGACAGUGAAGAUGGGCUUUGCCAUCUGAUUGACGGUAAUAAGAAAAGAAAGAAGGUGAUAUCAUGGCCCUUCGCGCUGCGAUGGAACUCUACAAUAUCAGAGUCCUCGGGACAUUUAGAAUCUGAUCUGAAGACUUCUCUGUUUGAUCAGCCUCUGUCAAUUGUCUGUGGUGAAGAUGACACACUCCCCAAACCCAUCCAGGAUAUCCUUACUACACUGUACUUUAAAGGACCUUUCACUGAAGGAAUAUUCAGAAAAGCUGCCAAUGAAAAAGCACGCAAGGAGUUGAAGGAAGAACUGAACUCAGGAGGAAAGGUUGACUUGGAAAGCAAACCCGUGCAUCUGUUAGCAGUGGUCUUUAAGGAUUUCCUACGAAAUAUCCCAGAUAAGCUACUUUCAUCUGAACUUUAUGACGAGUGGAUGACAGUGAUGGAGAAGCAGAGCAAUCCUGACAGAAUUGAAGGAUUGAAAGAGGUUGCAGACAAAUUACCAAGACCAAAUCUCCUCUUGCUCAAGCAUUUGGUCUUUGUGCUUCACCAUCUCAGCAAAACCUCUGAGGUCAACCGGAUGGAUUCCAGCAAUCUUGCUAUCUGCAUUGGGCCAAACCUGCUGACUCCAAAGCACGCUGAAACCUUACCACUCGAAGUCCAGAAACAGAUGAAUGACAAGGUUAAGACAUUAGUGGAAUUCCUCAUUGAUAACUACUUUGAAGUAUUUGGGGAGGAUAUAUCUUUGCUCUUCAGUCCAUCGGCUGACGAUUCACUGGAACACACCGACAGCUCCACAGAACUGUUAUCUCCCACUCAGCAAAAUGACUCUGCCUACGACAGCACUGAUCCCGAGGCUGAAUGCAGCUCCAGCAUUUCUCAAAUCAAGCAGCUCCAGAAGGCCAAAGGGAAAACCAGUAGCCUGAGAAGUAGAGACCCACAAUGCCAAAAACCACAGGACCUCCCCCCCCUUGCCUCUUCACUAACCGUUUUUAAAAACUCCAUAAGCACACUGGAUAGGAGAUUCUCUGAGCCAGACAUGUCCUUGCAGGACUGCCUUGACAGCAAGAUAAGGAGCCAGAAGCUAACCAAAAGUGAGGAUAACUUCACCAUCCAGCAGGAACAGCUGAGGUUGCAAGGUCAAGAACUGGAAAAGCGCCUGCCAGGGGAAUUUUUUCCUGGAGGUCACUAUAGGACUAAAAAGCCACUAAACCUAAGUGUGAAAACCAACUUGCCAUCAGAAUUAUCAAGUGGCUCAUUACCCAAAACAUCCUCCAACUGUUCCUUGGAUAGCUCCUUAUCCAAUUCUGACUGCUCUGUCUUUACCAGCUCACCAUUAGUUUCUCCUUCCAGUCCCAAGAGAAACUUCGUAACCAGACCCCAGUCCUUUUCCACCAAGACUGCUGAUGAAAGUGAUACACCCAUCAGAGAGUUCAAAAAGCACUCCAUGUCAUUUUCUUUUGCAACCCGCAAGAAAGUGCUAACAAAAACUCAAAGUUGGGAGCCUGGAAAAGCUAUGGGCUUUCAAAGAAACAGCUUCAAGAAGGACUCAAAGAAAGAAAAUCAGUUUUCAGGUAGAAUAGUCCAGGAACACUGUACCAACAAUGGCAAACCAUUAUCUGUGGUAUAUCAAUCAAGGUCUCGUUUCAGGUCAGCUGAUGAGGUAUUUAGAGAAGUGGACCAGAAAAAUCCUGGCAAACCACCAUCGUAUGAAGAGGCUACUAAAAACUGCCUGGCUGCUAAGGUCCCUUCAUACAGUACCUUAACAAUUCAGAAUAUGAGAGCAACUGUGUCAAAUCAAGACUCUUUGCUUCCUCAUCCAUGUCUCAGCAAUAGAGAGGUUACAACAGAUACAUAUCAGAAGGAUCUACCCUUUGACAGACUUUUUGUGGUAAAUGAUUCUCAGAUACAAACUGAAACCAUUGACAUUGGAAUAAAUUCCCGUGCAAGUUUACCUGUAACCCCUCGAGUUUAUCGUCUCAGGUCUAUGUCUGAGUCCUAUCAAAAGAACAAACAAGAGUAUCUGACACGACGAUGCAGUCAGCCAGUCUUUGAGGUUGACCAGCUCAAAUAUGCUAAGGAAUCCUAUGUUUAAAUAGACUGUCCAUUCUCAACACAAUGUACAAAUAGUUGUCUUGCAAAAUAUCGUCCACAUUUUACUUUAAAAGGACCAAGAUUAAGCUAGCUUGGCGUGAACACUUCUUUUGCAUAAAACUUUUCUGAAACUGGGUGUCAGCCUAAUGUAUCAUGUUUUUCCAGCUUUGGGUGUGUGUGGUGCAUUAUAAUGUAAAAAAGUGUAUAUACUGCACAUAAUAUAUUACACUGAAAGAAAAUAGUAGAAAUGUUAGAGCUGUGUGAUAGAGUGUUGUGUUUCUAUCCUUCAGAGGUCACUUUCAGGGCUGGGAGGGCCAAAACUUAUCCCACUUGCCUUUUCUCCUAUAUAUGUAUGAUGGCUUUGUGUAAUUUGCUAUAUGUUUUUUCCCCUCUAACAUAAUACAUUGCUGAUUUUUUUUUAAUUUAAAAAAUGGGUCAGCAAUCCUUCAGUCCCAGAAUUUGAGACAUUAGAGAUGGAAAAUAACUGUUUCAUCAUCUAGUCCAGUCCCACCCUCUCCUACUGCAGGAUUGCGCCUCACAACAUACUUUUCUAGAGCUCUGUCUGGUUUUAAAUGACUGAAGCAAUGUUUCCACCACUUACCUUGGGAUACUACUUCACACUCUAAUAAACCUUACUCUUAUGAAGCUACUCCUACAAUUCAAGCUAAAUUUCCUUUCUCUUGAUUUUAAUCUCAUCACUCCUAGUUAUACUCAUUGUUGCCCUCCUAAACAAUCCCUCUCCCUCCUUGGUGGUUAGGAGUGCAACCUUACAACAACUAAUCGGCAUUAUUAUGUAGUCAAUCAUGAUCUCCAAUCAAAACCAGGGACCUAUUUUAUAAGGCAUGUACAUAAACAUUGUAAGAGACAGUCCCUGCCCUGAAGAGUUUAUAGUCUAAAUAGACAGGGCACACAGAGGUGGGAGAAAGGAAGUAUUGUUACCCCAUUUUACAGAGUACAUGAACAAGAAAAAUCCUGCAAGUAAACAUUUCACACUCAAGCUUCCAACAGCUCUUUAAAACCUACAGUGAGGAACAUUUUAGUUAUAAAAAAUACUUGACAGUGUCUUUUAACCUUAUAAGAAUAAAAAUGACUGGAAGUGUAAUGUGUUUUCACAUGUAGUAACUCACAUGUUAAUAGCACUUAUCUCCAGUUUAUGGUUCAAUGUCUUGAACCAGGACUGAGGAGACUUUUUGGUUUUUCCUCCAAUGUAAUUUCACUACAAUAAAGCACUUUUUUUCUGCA
Trachemys scripta elegans is the source of this 3635-nucleotide messenger RNA. RefSeq names its product T cell activation RhoGTPase activating protein (gene TAGAP). Lineage: Eukaryota; Metazoa; Chordata; Testudines; Emydidae. The transcript has 10 exons. Gene Ontology annotation, biological process: regulation of Rho protein signal transduction; signal transduction. Bases 196 to 2394 code for a protein of 732 amino acids. Gene Ontology annotation, molecular function: GTPase activator activity. The record is from RefSeq and is a predicted model, not a curated record.